UGUAUUUAUCACUCAUGUGUAUAGUUCAUGAUCCAACUGUUUCCUUCAGUUGUUUGCGUGACAGUUGAGGUUGUGCUCGAAGAGUAUUGAUUUCAUUUGAUUCCCGGUGAAAAAUUUGACGAGAUCGUUCAUAGAAGUUUAUUGACAUCCGCCUAUGAAAAUCCGUACUUAUUGCAGUGAUGUCAGUAGUUUGAUUGAAAUAACAGAUAUGUUUUAACUAUUGCAAUCUUCAAGGAAUUGUUUUUUGAAAUUACAUCUACUGUCGAUACAUUUUUGAUCAAUUUGUCUGUUAAUCGUUUGGCAAAUACUGCUAUGUUGGACGAAGACCAUCCACCCAAACAACGAUUGCUGUUGUAUUAUUGCUUUUUUACGUGUAUCUACUUUCCGGGGAUACUGAUUUUGCUGAAAUUCAAUGACAACCUAUACAAUGUGGGGACUUACAAGUUUAUCCCCUUUCUUAUAAUACUGAUGUUUGCAGAGGUGACGAAACUGUCAUUCUCGCUACUGCAUACGGAUCUACCAACCUUGUCCAAGAUCGAUUCAAGGUCGUCAACCAAGGCGAGUAAAUCAUGGAGUAAACGAUUCAAGGAUGUAUUCAAGUUUCUGGUAUCAUUAGUCGUAACGGCGCUUAGUUAUUACGUAAUGGUCAUUUUCUUUGGAUGCCCAUUGCUGACACAUCAUGAGGAAACCAUUAUGCUCACCAUCACACUGACAAGCCUAACCUUAAUACCAGCUAGUCUUCACUUGGGUGUUGACGAAUCCAUAGCACUCUUGACUGGAGCUCCGUUACAGACUAAUAAUGUUCUCGUUGAAGCUGUCAGGAGAAACAUAGAGGGUACUCUACUUGGCACUUGGCUUGGUGCCACAGUAAUUCCUCUGGAUUGGAAUAGACCCUGGCAAGCCUGGCCUAUUCCAUGUAUUACAGGUGCUCUUGUUGGAUAUAUGACUGCCCAUUUCUUUACACUCAUUAAAAUGCUGCCCUUUUUACGAAAGAAGAAAAAUAACUAUACUAAUAUUAUUAAAUAAACUUUGACG
Messenger RNA from Diprion similis, 1035 nucleotides. It is a transcript of the gene PIG-F, whose product is annotated as phosphatidylinositol-glycan biosynthesis class F protein. The transcript has 2 exons. The record is from RefSeq and is a predicted model, not a curated record. Bases 313 to 1026 code for a protein of 237 amino acids. Gene Ontology annotation, biological process: GPI anchor biosynthetic process. Gene Ontology annotation, cellular component: endoplasmic reticulum membrane. NCBI's taxonomy places the organism in Eukaryota, Metazoa, Arthropoda, Insecta, Hymenoptera, Diprionidae.